AUGAAAUUCCUUCAGGUAGUACAGAGAGAUGAUGAUGAUCCUCAAAGGGAGGGGAAGGUUGAUGAGGAAGAACCAGUGGCCCAGCUCAAGAAGGAGCCCAAGAAGACAAGAAAGGUAAGAUGGCAGGAGUGACAGGGCAACUACUAGACUAGUAACACUCAAUUGUCACAUUAGCUGCAUUGACCUGAUGUAACAUGUCUAUUAUUUGUGAUCUGGAAUCUAUUCUAUUCUAUCCAAGGCCAAGAGGAAAAGUAGUGCCAAGAAGUCAGAGGAGCAGGGCACUGAUACAGAUGCAGGUCAUAGAUUUUCCCUCUGUAGUAUGUUGGUUCUCUAAACCUGCAUAUCACAGAUAAAGGUAAUGUUAGAAACUUUAGUCUAACUGUAGUCAAACUGGAGUCAGUAAGAAAUGUUGCAUGGAUAGAUUUAUUCAAUAGAAUUGUUACAAUAGGACUAUCAAAGUAUUGUAUUAAGAGAAAAAGCGUCUGAUUUAUCCAGAAUUUUCCUCUACGGUAAUCACACCUUUAGGAUUGAGGAAUAAACACCUGGACAGAGGAUCUGUUAUUGAGCUCCUGGAGAAGAAUGCUCUUAAGGCUGCAUUCGGCCCAGGCAACAAAGAUGAGAUGGAGUACUGCUACCCAAUCCUCAUCUCAUUCAUGCGCAAUCUUACUGAUGAGUAUGUUAUGGCCAUGUUUUGCUCUAGCCUCACAUAUUUUACAUGUCUAAACUCUUGUGCAGUAGGAAAUAAAAAGCAACUAAAACACUUUUAUUUUUUAUUUUCUAGGCAGUGGCAGGUGAUCUAUAAAGGAUUACAAAAACCUGUACGUUUCUCCAACAGCCUUUGACCUUUGAUUUGGGAAUGUUCUGUUGAAUCAAGAGAGGGGAAUUAAUCAUAAUUAUAUUCUACUAUUACGUUCAUUAAUCUGUCAGACUUGAUCCAACUUUGAAUUCAGUCACAGACAAGAAAAAUGAUUUUGAUAACAUGCAUUCUGUUCAAUAUAGGAUACUUUACAUCACAGUUUCAUUGCCAAACCUGCUGUGUUCUGUUCUGUUUGUGCAAUACAGAUGACAAAGGAACAGCUUGCCAAAUUGUGCAAGACCAUUGUCAACUUCAUUGCACAGACCACCCUGCAAAUCCUGCUGCCGGCCCUGGCGCGCAUUCUAGGGGUGACUGGCUUUUAUGACAACACUGACUCACCCAAGAGGGACGGCAGUGCAAGAUCCUUCACUGCCUUUGAGCAGAAAAGACUGGAGCUCAUCCAGGAAGUGAACUAUUUGGCGAAGGAGAUGUGUAACAGUGGCGGCAGGGCUCACCAACCAAGGUCUAGCACACCCUCUUCCAAGAGGUACUGUAUGUUCCCCAUAAUGUAUGUGUGUGUGUGUGCGGUUAAUCCUAACACUCAUGAACUGAUGCACAAUAACUUCUCCAUUUUAAAUAUUUCCCAGCUUUCAAGCAGGUGUGUUUUGCGAUAUCUAAUGCACACAUGUAAAUUAAAUUUAGAAUACUACAAUUAUAAUGCUUGUUAGAUUUGUUAGCAGUAAGAGAUCGAUUUGCCAACUUCAGACAGCAAUUAACAUGCUUUGCUUGUUCAUUUUAAAGUUCCCAGACCUCAAUGAAAGUCCACUUGGGAAUGCCAGAGGACAGUAUCAUCAGCAGUGUCCAGGAGCAACUCUCUGACCAUGAGAUUUUGGCCUCUUGCCCACCUGAGCUGACCGUUGGUCUUAUCAAGGAGGUGCUUGAACAGCUCAACUCGGCCCUCUCUGUGACCAUCAGUAGAACCAUUUCAGGGCGGUCUUCCCCGAUUGCCUCUGGUACUCAGGCCGCUGAACAGAUGAUUAACGUGGUCCAAAAGUUUUUCUAUGAUCACACCACUCCAGAGGAACAGUUAGAUGUUGAUUCCUACAUUCCAUCUGCAACAGAAGAGGUGAUCAAUGUUAUUGCAGACAUGGUGGAUGAAUUGAAAGGAGAAGAUGCAGAAUCGGCUAAGCUGCUUCAAGAAGUGGCUGUGAAAGUUAAAAUGUUGACAUCUGGCAGUGACCUUGCAGUGGAGCAACUGGACGAUGAUGAAUCUUCUUUCCCAGAGGAGCUGAACUCGUGUAUAUCUUGCAAGGCAUUGGUGAUAAACCUUGACAUUCUGUCAAGUACCAGGUUCAAGACCAAAGCCUCAAAGGCUGUGAGCGAGAUUCUAGUGAGAUGGUUCCGCAGGGGAACCUCUGGUUUGGUUCAACAUUCCCAUUCAUUUACUGUCUUUCCCAGCUUGAUGAAUGUGUCUGACCCUGACACGAUCCAUCAUUCCGUGGCCACUCGGCUCAUACAGAGCGAUGUGGAUUCGGAGGCGCCAUUCAUAAUUGAUAGCUUUGUUGAAGAUGUCAAAGACAUCGUGAAGCAAGCUGAAUUAGAUCAGCCAACAAGCACCCAGAGAGAUCCCCAAGUGGGACACUGUAUGCCAAAUCGAAAACCCUUUCACACGGCUCGUAGACUCUGUGACAGGCUCCAGGCAAAGAUAAAAGCAUUAUUUCACAGAAUGGGUGGAGAUGCAGUCCAAAGGGAAGAACUUCUGGAGAAAGCUGACUCCAGUGCUGUGCUUCUGGGGCACACUGACUCCAGUGUUCUGCCUGGUUCAACCCUGAACUCAUCUUCAGCAAGGAGUGAAUCAACCGUAGCAGAAUGCAGUUCAUCUGCUGUUCCUAGUGGAUGUGAUUCAUCUGGCUCUGUAGAAGAGAAAACAUUUGAGACCAGAGCAGAUUGUACUCAUGGUCAGAACUCUCCUCUGCUCAGUAAGAGUGAGGCCAUACUGCAAGAGGUCAACUCAACUGGACGUGGUGCUCUCCGCAAAUGCCAGAGUGAGAACUCCCAACCUUUACUUGUUCUCUGUGAUCCAAACCUGGAGCCCUGCACCAAAGAGAUCUUAUCUCAGAUUGUGACUGUGUAUAGGUCCGAGAGGGCAGAUUUGGAAUCCACAUCCAGUGUUGUAGAGAGUUCCUCUUACAACUCCCUCGAAGUCUGUGACUUUUUGGAUGGUAUCAUGUCUUACCUAGAAGACAUGCCUGUGUCCAGUUCCUCAUCAUUGGAGGGAGUAAGUGUUACUCCAGCCUCAGUCAUUGAGAAGCUCUCGAGUGAAGCGUUUCAGAUGAAGGCAACGAACAAAGUCAGAAAAAUACUGAUCAAAUCUGUUGAUCGCUUCCCCAGCAAAGUCGGUUCAAGCCAGACAGAUUCUCAAGUGUCGCCAGCAUUAUCCACCAUUUCCUCAAAGCAUACAGAUUCAGCUGCUUUUGAAAUUGUUGGAUCAAUUGCGAACGAUAUGAAGAGCAUUUUCCUGCCCACAGAGUCUCCUACUACUCUAUGGCAGGCAGACUCUAUGCUUCAACAGAGUGAUGAGAAAACCUCAGCCACUAAGGCUGCAGCUGUAAGCUCCCAGACUGGUGUGGAAGUAUCUGAGAAGAAGAUCUGGAUAACUGCAAAGACUAUUUACAACAAUGUGAAGGCAAAGAUGAGGAAUUAUUUCUCAUUGCAAAGACAAGCCAAAGCAAUGAAGGCUCAAGCCAAAAAGACCCUCAGCCAUAUUCUGGUUUCCAUUCAGAAAGAACUGUCCAAAUCUGACCAAAUGGUGACUGCAGGAGAGCUUUCACAAAUAGAUAAAGUGGUUGGAACUAUGUUGGAGAACAUUGAGAAGAUAAGCAGUGAAUGUGGCGAGGAACUGGUCUAUCAAGAGUCACUGCGCUUUUCCUCCUCGUUGUCAUCCUCAUCUGCCAAAUCACAGAAGUCAGAGUGGGAAUUUGCACUCCCUGGCACUCCCAUCCCUUCUGAGUUACCCGAGAGUACUUCUCAGCCCAUUGUAAGAUGCUCAGUCAUCGACAUGAGCGGAUCUACUAAGCCAAAAACAUUGGUGUGUGAUGCCAGAACAAGCAUGUUUGCGAUAGCAGAUACCAUCAUGAAGAAGGUAUAUCCAGAGGCAGAAGGGCAGGUUACAUCUCACCCUGAUAUAACAGCUGCAAUAGCUAGACUGGAGGAGUUCAUAUCUCAGGGUAGGAUUGGUGCUCUCUCCCGUGAUCUCAGUCACCAAGUCAACCGCAUAAUUUCUGAGAGCAACUUGACCCCUCUGGUACUGACAGUGGUGGCUGGAAAGAGUGCAUCUGAUACCGUCCUUUCGAAGCUGAAGAGGAAUGACAAGGUGGGGAAGCCCACAACUUACGAGCUGGUUCAGCUGUUUGCAGAGGAGUCUGUUAAGUGCCUCCUGCUUCCUAGCCUUGUGCCCUUUUUAACUUCAACGAGUUUGGCUCAGGGAGCCAGGGUGUUGGCUAGAGUGUCUGAAGAUAGAAUUUCAUGCUCUUCUUCUUCAUCAGUAUUUAGUGACACAGUCAGUCUCUUUACCAAAGUUAUGGUAAGCCAGGUCAUGGACUCUGUGGUUUCUGAUGCACAAAGUAGAGGGUCCUCUCCAACUGAAUCUCUCCAAGCAUCUCAAACCACUAUAACUGAUGUGGGCAUUCUAUUGAGUGGCAAGACCUCCCCUCGGCUGUGUCUUUCUGGCGUCAUUAUGGCAACAAGUGAGACCUCCAAUGCAGCACGAAACGUUAAGGCCAACAUGGAUGCAGAGGAAGUGGAUACCACCAGUUGUUCUGGUGUAGCUCGGAACAUUGUCAGGGACGAUAUGUCAACCAGCCCAGACAUGGUCAAAGAUGUCCCACUUCCAACCCCAUCCUCUGAUAACUCGGGCAGUGAUGAUGACUUCACCGGCCUCAUCAGCAUGUUAGUGGUGAGACUUCUAACAAAAAUCCAAACCCCAACAGAAGAGUACCCAGUUGACGUCACACGCAAGUCACAAGACCUGAUCCCCAAAGUUAUUGCUGUCUUCUGUGCAUGGUCAGGCUGCUCUGAGACCCAAGCCUAUCCAGAGAACCUGAGGAUUCAUAAAGUCUACAGGGCCGUCUACAAAAAUAUGUUGGAGGAGUUUGGCUCAGAGAAAAUCCUCCAACUGGCCGUGUCGACUCAGGACUCUUCAUUUGAUAGGAUUCUUGUCAAGUCUUUGAGUGGAGUGCUUCUCCACAGAUGUAAUGAGGCAUUGAGGGCAGACUCAAGAACAUCAGUCAAAGCCACCGGGCCUGAGGCUCUUCCACUGGCUGAGGAUGUGAGGGCUAGCAGCGGGAAGUUAUCUUUCCUACAAAGGCUGGCCAGGCUGACAAGCAACUUAAAGGUACAGCAGACUUAUUUAAAUUAACAGUUGUGGGAGACAAUGUGAGUCAACAAUGCUAUUCAGAGUGUAAAAAAUCAUAAACCAUCCAUUCAUUCCAAAACCAAUCAUAAAUGUUGUUGUGCUGGUGUGGUAGAUGUGAUUGUUAUUAUCAUGAGGUUGUUCAGCUGUGACAUUGUUAUAUUUUUUUUUUACAUGUUUUUCUCUUUAAAUAAUUAGCUAUUCAAGAAGGGGAACAAGAAGGAUUCCCACUGCCCCGAAUCAGAACAAGGACAGACCACUGCUGAAGAUAGCAUGCGUAAAUCCACAGAACAGGACAUUUUCUGUUUUAGAUAUUGAUGUAUAAAGAAAUGCUAUUGCAAAAUAACCCUACAAAGGUUAUAAAGCCUAUCAAUAGUCAUCUCUUAUGUAAAAUUAUUUAUAUUCUCCAAACCUCAAGCUGUUGGUUCUCAUUUAUCAGUGUAAGUUAUGUUGAGUUGUAACUGAGAAUAGAUGUUAGCCUACAUUACAUAAUUUCUAAAUUAAAGUGCAUGUCUCACUCUCUUCUGUAGUGCCCAGCAUAGUGCCACAUGCUGCCGUGUCUCCACUGCCAGAGGAUCUCCCCUCCAGCUCUCAACAGGAGACACCUCACAAACAUCCACUUCUC
Messenger RNA from Coregonus sp. 'balchen', 5832 nucleotides. The record is from the annotation of a GenBank genome assembly. NCBI's taxonomy places the organism in Eukaryota, Metazoa, Chordata, Actinopteri, Salmoniformes, Salmonidae.